Molecule: messenger RNA, 2453 nt
Organism: Magallana angulata
Lineage: Eukaryota; Metazoa; Mollusca; Bivalvia; Ostreida; Ostreidae
Exons: 15
Coding region: 228-2453 (741 amino acids)
Molecular function (GO): protein binding
Source: RefSeq, a predicted model, not a curated record
UGGUAAACGCAUUCCUAUUCAAAGACCUUCAUGCUUAAAUUCCCAUGGAGCAAAGAGUGGUAGUUAAAAUUUCAUGACACUCGCAGAGCUCACCGUCAUAGCUUGGAAAAUAAAAUUAUUAUAAACAUCGCUAAAAACAGGGACUUUAAACUGUGAAAGGUGUUUCUAACAAAAAAAUUUUUAAGAAGGAGAAAGUUGGACGGCGAUACAGUUCGGACUUUUAGGACAUGGAGAGAGAUAUACUACGUCAUCACUGCCUCUGGCAGAAGAGCUGGACUGGUCCUCCUCCGUUGGAUGGCUCCCCACCUUUGACCUCCUUCGCCUGGAACUUGACCUCGCGUGAUUCAUCAUCUUCUCCAACUUCCAACCAUUUUAAGUCAGCAAAGAUUAAGAAACAGACUGGAAUGAGUACAUGUACUUCUGAUUCGGGGAUCCGGCGAUGGAAAAGCGUGCCCGAUAACAUAGGACAGCCUGGAGCAGAUGCAGGGAAACCUUUAUCUAUUGCAGAAAUAUUGGACAACAGACGACAGAAUCGAAUGUACAGAAGAAAGCCAUGGACUGAAAAAGUGACCAUCAAGCACAGCUCUCCAAAAUAUAUAAAAGAGUUUUACUAUGGCAGCGCUCUUCCGCCCGAUAUAAUUGACGCAAAGCGAAGAACAAGAAAAUACGUCACCAACUCCAAAUAUGGCGAUAUAUACGAAGUCAGAUGUGAAGUCGACUCGAAGAAAAAGAAAGAAAUUAGACCAUUCUCUCGCUGGCUGUGGGAAGAUGAGUUCAAACUUUGGACAACAGAAAACGGCAUUGGCAACCAACACCAUGGGUAUACUUCACUGUUAGAGAGGACCUCCCCCGUCAGGAGUAAGACUCCUACCACUCCUAGUACCGUCCACAACAGCAGGAACAGCCACACUAGCCGCUCCGUCACACCCACGGGGUCACGGGCCCAGACAUCCCCUCGCAAAAAGGCGGCACCUAAUCCUCACCUGUACGCUGACUACCACUCUCACCGCCUACAACACCGCCGACGUACGGACGCCGCUCGUCUGAUCCAGGCGGUGUUCCGGGGAUGGUACAUCCGGCGCUUCCUGCAGAAUCUGAAGAGAAAGGUACAGCUGGAACACCUGACUUCCUGGGAGAGGUGUGUCAGUGAGUACAAGGACUUGGUACGGCGGGUACAGGAGCGGUAUGGCGUCAGGAGGCCGUCCUGUAGGCUGGACCUGAAGGAGUUCCAGGCCUUCCUCGACAGCAAGCUCAAAUACGAACAGACCUUCAGAAGAUUAGCUUAUGGAGACCGUCUUCUUAAAUCCGACUUACCACGUUUCUUCACCGCCUGUGACCUGCAUCCAACUGAGGGAGAGAUCCAACAAGCUUUCGAAAAAGUUUUCAAAGGUGGAAACAAUACGGCGGAAGUUAUAUUUCUGCUGGACUGUUCGACGAGUGUUACCCCGAUGUGCUUUCACGACUUGACCCAGUUUGUGAAGAGUGUGGUCGAGUCGUUUACCAUUGGUCCCGACAACAUCCGGGUGGGUGUGGUUCCCUUCAGUGAUGACGUAUAUCAGGCGUUCGGUAUCAACAGGUACAAUAUGACGUACCAGAUUUGUGCGGCAAUCGACAACAUUGGCCACAAAGAGGGUUUAACCAGGACAGAUCUCGCUCUGAAAGAAAUGAAGAAGCUAUUCAUGUGUUCCAGACCGGGGGUCCAAAAGAUCGCCAUUAUCAUCACAGACGGCAAGUCCACGUGCCCUGAGAGAACUCUGCAGAAUGCGCGUGACGUCAAAAAGGACAAUGUCAACGUCAUCACUAUUGGUGUGGGUAGUCAUGUGGACCUUGAAGAACUCAAACACAUUGCGUCAUCAGAGAGAAACGUGUUCAGUGUUUACGAUUACAGCUCUCUACCCAAACUCCGUGACGUCAUCUCAAGGAGAACGUGUCUAGCUGCCUGCGUGUUGUGUCAGACCAUUCUUCCUCGUAUCCGGGAUCAUGGAUUGUACCCCCGUGAGGUUCUGGAACUAGUUUGGACUCUCUACAUGCCGAUUGGCUGCGAGAUUUCAUGGUACACAGAGAUUGACUACGAUAAAGAUAUGUCCAGACCUAAUUUUGGCGAGAGUUGUCGGCCGUUGGAGCAGCGGGAAGUGCUAGAGGUUUUGUGGACCACAUAUCCCCCUGCGGCCACUCAACUUAACGUCCGCUCAUCUCGCUGGCUCCGGCCCAGGUCAAAAGGCACCGAAGCCUGGUCACUGCUUGAUGAUAAAGUGAAGAAGUCAACAGACAUUAACACAUGUCUAAGGCUGGUGAUUCAGGCCAAGAUAGAACGGGAGGGGUUUAUAACCCUGCCCUCAGACGUCCGCGAGGGGGUGGAGGAGGUGUCUGACCCAGAUCUAGCCCUAGAGAAGGUCCACAAGUGGAUCGAAGAUAAAAAGAGAGCAGGAGAGACAUUCCAGGGUUUCAGUUAA